AUAUAGAGAAACGAUUACGCGAAAAACGAAUGGCGGCUUCGCGGGCGCCAUUGUAGCGUAGCGUGGCGUGGUUUAUUCUUCGUGAUUCGUGUCCGUUUAUUUCAUUGACACACGCUAUUUUCAUCUUUAGCAUUUAAUCUAAAAUUAAGUUUAUUUGACAUGGGUGAUCCGGGUGAUUAUAGUGGUGGAUACUCUGCUCAAUAUUCUGUUCCACCACCAGCUAUGGCUUCUGGCGAUAAUAAUUAUUCUGGUUCUGGUCAGGGAUAUCAAAGCAGUUAUGGUUCUGGCCAAAACCAAGAUUGGAACCAACAAAACACCGGAGGUAAUGCUUAUGGAAGUGGACAACAAGGAAACAACUAUGGCCAAAGCUAUGAUUCCUCAAACUACAGUAGUGGUGGUGGCGGAGGUGGUUAUGAUAGAAACAGUGGCAGUGGCUACAAUGUAAGUGGUGGCGACCGCGGCAGCAGUAAUUACUAUGGCGGUGGUGACCGUGGAGGAUCAAAUUAUGGUGGAGACAGAGAUCGUGGUGACAGACAAGGAUACUCUGGUGGUGGAGGCAAUGGUGAUCGAGGAGGGUUUGGAGGAGGUGAUCGUGGCUACAAUAGAGAUGGGGGGAAUAGAGAUGGUGGAUAUGGUGGCGGCGGCAGGGGGGGUGGUUAUAAUAAAGGUGGCGGCGGUGGAUACGGCGGCGACCGAGGUGGGGGUGACAUGGUGACUCAAGAAGACACUAUUUUCAUCCAGGGAAUGAAUCCAUCUACAACUGAAGAUGAGCUAUGCCAGCACUUUGGUUCUAUUGGUAUUAUUAAGACUGACAAGAAAACUCAAAGACCAAAAGUCUGGAUGUAUAAGGAUAAAGUAUCUGGACAACCAAAAGGAGAAGCUACUGUAACUUAUGAAGACUCUAAUGCUGCAUCCUCAGCUAUUCAGUGGUUUGACGGAAAAGAUUUUAAUGGAGCUACAAUCAAAGUAUCUCUAGCUCAACGCCAAAAUACAUGGGGUGGUAACAAAGGAGGCGGCGGCGGUGGAUUCCGCGGAGGGCGAGGGGGCGGAGGCGGCGGCGGCCGCGGAGGUGGUGGCGGCGGCGGCGGCCCAAGAGGCGGAGGCAGUUCUGGCGGAGGUGGUGGCCUGCCUUCUGGCAAUAGAGUCGGUGAUUGGAGAUGUCCCAAUCCAAGCUGUGGAAAUACAAACUUUUCUUGGAGAAAAGCAUGCAACAGGUGUAAUGAGGAGAAACCAGAGGGUGCAGGCGGUGGAAGUGGUGGUCCUCCAUCGGGCGGUAAUGGACGCGGCGGUGGUGGCGGCGGCGGUGGCCCACCUGGCCGCGGAGGUCGUGGAGGCGGUGGACGAGGCGGCGGUGGCUGGGGCGGCGGCGGCGGCCGCGGGGAUCGAGGAGGCGACCGUGGUGGCGACCGCCGUAGUUACGGCAGUGGUGGCGGCGACCGCGGCAGUGGCGGGGGCGCGAUGAGGAGCGACGGCGGGGGCCGGGACCGCCAAAGACCAUAUUGAUUAAAUUAAUAUUAUUUUUAUUUAGAUGUAAUAAGUUUGUUUUGUAAUUACGAAUUGACUUACCGCAUAGUUCUUUCUUGUAUAAAAUCACCUAUCUAUUAAGGUAGUCAUACCAUUUAAGUGUGAAAGUUCAUGUUAAAAUAGCUUGAAUAGCCUAAUCUAAUGAAAAUUAUUUAGAAAAUUAAAAGCUAGCAACUUAUUUGACAAUAAGAGUUAUUUUUUUCUAAAUACGUAAGUUUUUUUGAAAACAAUAACUUGUUACAUUUGUACAACAAUAUUAUUAUCAUUUCUUCGCUGUCGAUUCUUACCAGAAGAUAAGCCGUGUGAAUGAUGUUGGAAUUUUGUGUGUAUAUGAUAGAUUUUUAAAAAUUUUACAAAUACAUUUUACCAAUGUAGCAUUUCUACUAUAGUCGACUCAAUUUAUAACAGUAACAACUGUUGUUGCAACUUAAUGAGAACUUAAUCGAAUCGGGAAUAAAAUGAGUUGUAUCUGUUAGAUACAAUGAUUAGAUAAGUAGACCAAUAAGUUAUUAGUUUUGUUAUAGCUUUCACUGUGGUCACUUGAAUUUGUGAUCGAGUUAAGUUUUUAGUUGAAAUAAAGGUCGAACUAUAGGCAUAUAACAUCCCUGGCUUAGUUUCUAAGCGAAAUAAGUUGUUCCACAUAGUAUAUUUUUGCAUUUUUUCUUUGUAAACCCACUAAGGAUGAAUAGUAUUAUGUAUUUGAAACUUUGUAUGCAUUCAUUAAAUGGUUAUAAUAGUGA
This is a messenger RNA of Spodoptera frugiperda (fall armyworm), 2264 nucleotides long. It is a transcript of the gene caz, whose product is annotated as RNA-binding protein cabeza. Bases 160 to 1503 code for a protein of 447 amino acids. The record is from RefSeq and is a predicted model, not a curated record. Gene Ontology annotation, molecular function: transcription coregulator activity; RNA binding. Lineage: Eukaryota; Metazoa; Arthropoda; Insecta; Lepidoptera; Noctuidae. Gene Ontology annotation, cellular component: nucleus. Gene Ontology annotation, biological process: regulation of DNA-templated transcription. The transcript is spliced from 7 exons.